Actinia tenebrosa (Australian red waratah sea anemone) is the source of this 2163-nucleotide messenger RNA. RefSeq lists its product as uncharacterized. Lineage: Eukaryota; Metazoa; Cnidaria; Anthozoa; Actiniaria; Actiniidae. The record is from RefSeq and is a predicted model, not a curated record.
UAAUCAUUUGCUUUCUCUAAGAUUUGUAGGAGAAGGUUUCUGAUUUGAGAUUUAAAUUGACUUCGCUUGAAGUCACUUUAAUUAUCGUCUCUAUAGCUUUACAAUAUCUUUUAGGUCCAUUAACAAUUUUUAGCGUGACCUAAUGAACUUAUAAUGUCACAAAGAAAAUAUCUAAGCUUAGCAAUGCGUUUUAAUGAACUAUCAAAUCACAAUAAAACAUCUCAUCCUAAUCAACAGUGAUUGGCUUAAUCUUAAAGGUGACUUAAUGUUAAAAACUCGAAAUAACAGUUAUGAAUGCAUAACUGAGUAUCAAUAAUCUAUCACUAAAAUAAGCUAUUAGAACGAGCUUUUACCCUUUUACUGGUAUCGCCUAAUAUAUAGAACCUAUUCAUGUAUUGGCUACCCAGGAAUUCAGUGGCAGGUCAUCUGCGAGAGUCGCGAGACCACUUAGUGCACUUAGCAUGCACGGCUAACUUAACUAACUUAAUUCAUGAAUUAACAAUUUGAAACUAAUAUCUUAUUUAUAAACUCCUUUACUAUAUCUUUUGCUUCUCUAAAAUAUUUCAUUUACACCAGUUUUGCUGUAUCCAUCGUUUGUCACGAGAAGACCCAGAAGCAAAAGAACAACGAGAAGACUAAAGUUAAACGUAACAAAAUGCUGUUCAAACUCCUGUGCUUAUCUUUGUUGUGUUGCAUUGCCAGCUGCACUAGGCGUGAACAACAGACCUGCGGCGAAGAGAAGUUUUACUGCCCGAGCACUAAGGAGUGUUUGAACCGGGACCUACGGUGCACCAAUAAGAAGGUCUGCGUCGAUCUUGAAAGUGGCCAAGAAAACAACUGUUUUGAAGAACGUCCUGGUAGAUACCGCUACUACAAAAAACAGUCUCCGCUGUUAAGCAGUGGGUCCAGCAAAAGUAAACGAUUGGUGAAAGGUUGGAAUUUCAAGCAUUGGUUCCUGGAGUACCGUGGUUUUGCGUACGAGUUCGGCACCUACGGUCAUCAGGAACUUGAUGUGAAUGAUCCAAACUAUAAAUAUGGCCCUGGAAGAGAAAAAGUUGUGAAAGAAGAAUUGCUCGGAACCAGUAGUUGUACCAGAGAUGAUGUCUUGGGAUUUCGUAGGGAAUUCAUGGCGGCUAAUCCAAAGUACAAACUCCAUUGCAAUAACUGCCAGACGUUCGUCGAGUUUUUGGCAGAAAAACUGAAAAACGACUGUUCACCGACCCAGAACAAAAAGAAGUUUUGAUAACGAGAUGGAAAGUCUUAAACUAGAAAAAAAGCUUCAUUUAAAAGGUAAUGUUCACAAGAAUCGAACAAAUUCAACAAGAAUUCGUGGCAAGGGUCAAAAAAAUCAAAUUCGCUCUCCUUUUGAGAAUCGAUAGGUCUUAAUUAGAUAUGAAUCCUUGGGUAGUUAGUCUUCGAAAAUAUUAUCUUUUGUUUUCGAGAAAUCGGCCAGGCAAGAGGUUCGACCAUAGCCCCCAAGCAAGAGACGCUCAAGAUGAUGUGUGGAAAUGGCCAAACUUUGACGUGACAGCGCGCGUUAAAAAAUAAACCAUCUAUGACAAAUCUUGUUUUUCAUGUUAAGGGGAGAAUUUCUGGCAAGUGAAAAUCGAAGACCUGUGUCUACACAUAUGUUAAGUAGUUACCUCAAAGGAAAAAAGGUUUUUAAAUCAUGUUGUUAGAACUGUCUGCAAGAUCUCUGCAGUGGCGGAUCCAGGAUUUUUCAAAGGAGGGUUCCGUUAAUUAUUUGGGGGAAAUUAAUGCUCCCCUUUCCCCAAUAAACACGAAAACCACUCCAAUGAACGAACAAAAGGGAUACAUUAAGUAGAAGGUUCACAAUUUGGCAUAGAUGGUUUAUCUUUUACGAGCGCUCUGUUCAAAGUUUGGCCCGAUUUCCACCCCUCUUGAACGUGUCUUGCUUGGGAAGAACCUCUUAUCUGGCCGAUUUAUCGAAAAUUGAAUAAAAUUUUCGAAGACUAACUAUUCAGGGAUUCAUCUCUAAUAUCUAAAAGCCGACAGCGAAUUUGAUUUUUUGACCCUUGCCAACAUUUGUGUUAGAUUCUUGUGGACAUCGCCUCUUUAAACCAUGGGCUGUAGGAGAAUAUUUGGUUUGUGGCGGGGAAAAUGCUUGUUGGUAGACCAAAUAAAUCAUUAAUUACUCAUUUG